Molecule: messenger RNA, 4221 nt
Organism: Rhodotorula toruloides NP11
Lineage: Eukaryota; Fungi; Basidiomycota; Microbotryomycetes; Sporidiobolales; Sporidiobolaceae
Product: endoribonuclease Dicer
Exons: 9
Coding region: 1-4221 (1406 amino acids)
Biological process (GO): siRNA processing
Cellular component (GO): nucleus; cytoplasm; RISC complex
Molecular function (GO): ribonuclease III activity; ATP binding; RNA binding
Source: RefSeq, a predicted model, not a curated record
AUGGCGGCUGAGGCGCUCGUUCCCCGCGCCUACCAGGAGGACGUAACGAGGUCAGCGCUCGAGCGCAACGUGGUCGUGCGGGCAGACACGGGCAGCGGCAAGACCUUCAUUGCCGUGCUCCUCAUCCGCGCCAUCGCCGCCCAGCCCCGACAGAUCGACGACCACACCCUCAUCAUCUUCCUCACGCCGACAGUGACCCUCGUGCAUCAGCAGGCGAGCGUUCUCGAAGCUGCUACGACACUCAGAGUCAAGUCGUUUGUCGGUGCGAGCGGAGUCGACGUCUGGAAGACGGAACGCUGGCGAGAGGAGCUCUCGACUACCGACAUCGCCGUUCUUACUCCUCAGGUGUGGCUGAACGCCCUCUCCGCCGGCUACUUCGAUCUUCGGAACGUCUCGCUCAUGGUGUUCGACGAGGCCCAUCACGCUCAAAAACGCCAUCCAGCCGCUGAGAUUCUCCGACAGCACUACCACCCGCUCAAGCAACGAGGCGAGCGAGUCCCCAAGAUCCUUGGCCUGACCGCGUCGCCCAUCUGGAACGUCAAGCAACCUUGGAAGGCUGUCGCCGAGCUUGAGUCGAAUCUCGAUGCACGGAUCCUCGAGAUAUCGAGCGACCACCGAGCCGAGCUCGAAGCGCAUACGCCGUCCGCCCAAGAGCAGCUCGUCACGCACAGUCCAACUCCGCCCGACGUUGCCGCCGACGCUGGUCUUGCUCGCCUCCUCCUGUACAACGUGCCCGGUCCUCCCAAUGCCGAGCAAGCCGGUCGCUUCGAAAAACGACUCAUUGCGGCGUACCGCCUGUUCGGCACCGCUGGCGCGAGGCUCUUGCUCUAUGAGGCCACACCGACGACUCCGCCUGCUUGUGACAGUCCGGCGAUACUCUCCAGCACUUCGGACGAGCUCUCGCCGAAGGUCAAGGCUCUCGUCGCCUCGCUCGAGCCUUACAGCCGCGACCCGAACGCGCACAUCAUCGUCUUCGUCGAGCAACGCCAUCAUGCCUCGGUUCUUGUCGAGCUCAUCAAGCGCAUUGACUCGCUCCGAGGCUGGACCCGUCCGGCUGCUCUCGUCGGACAUGGAAGGGAAGGCUGGGGUCGCGGCAACGGUCCCGACUUGGCGGAGCUCGGCAUGGCCAUUUCAAGGAGCAGCAGGCGAUCGUGGCCGCGUUCCUACAACCUCGUCGUCGCGACCCGAGUCGCCGAAGAAGGGCUCGACAUCCAAAAGGUCAACGUCGUCGUUCGCUUCGACGCUCUGACGACCAUCACGGGCUACGUCCAGUCUCGCGGGCGAGCGAGGGCAUCCGACGCACGCUACAUCGUCAUUGCCGAGGAAGGUUCGCCCGAGGCGGCCAAGUACAAGGAGUACGUCGCGCAGGAAGCAGCUCUGCGCGACAUGUACGAACGGAGGGACGAGCUUCCAGACGACCCGCUCGAGCCGGAACUCGACAACCUGCCGACCUACUCGACCGCAAAAGGCGCGCUCCUCACCCAUCAAUCCGCUAUCCCGACUCUCGCCGAGUUCUUUCAGCUCUUGCGGUACGACGUCUGGUCGACGGUUGUCAAACCCGAGUUCGCUCUCAGCGCAGCAGGUCCGCCGUGGUUCGCGACGCUUACGGUCCCGAAGACGGCCGCUCUCGACAGAACCGUCUUCGUCUCGGACCCGAUGCCAACGAAGAAGGCAGCUAAGCAGCGCGCAGCCUUCGAAGUCUGCCUCGCACUGCAUCGCGCCGGAGCGCUGGAUGAUCAUCUCCUUCCGAUUCGCGAGAAGGCGGGCAAAGGUUCGAAAGAUGCGGACGGGCGCGAGGUUAACGUCGAGCCGAUCCCGGCCCACCUCGACCUCGAGCUGCCCAACAACUUCGGAAACGUCUGGAACUCGAAGCAAGCGUUCGUGCACGUCGUCGAGAUCAGCUUGCCAAAUAUCGACCAGCCUUGUCGCCUCGCGCUCGUCUCGGGGAGGGUCCUGCCCGCGAUUGAACUCCUCACCCUCUUCACCCGCGAGGGAACACCCUUUGCCGUCAAGGGCGUCGCCACCUCCUCGCACGACUGGCCGAGCGACGACGAGCGAGACGAGCGCCUUGCUCAACUCGAGGCGUUCAACCGAACCUGUACUCGUAUCGUCCUCAACCGCCGCAUUGAGGACGAUGUCUGCUUCUUUGCUCUCUGGGCUCCGGUCGACACUGCUGGCCAGAUCGACUGGGCGGCGCUCGACCGCGCCUUCUCCCCGCUCGACAUCGAGAAGGUCAAGCCCGGCGACCUUGUAGUUGUCCCGCUCCGCCGUCCUACUGCCCGCAUCGGUCGCUACCUGGAUGUCCGUACAGACGUCGACUCGACAUCCCCGACGCACGAAAUCGAGCCUGACUCGCCGACGUCGAAGCGCAAGCUGAUCGCCCGCUAUCCGGAUUACCACGUCUACCUCAAGGUUGCCUACGACUACCACGGUUCGAAGGAGGGCAUUCCAGAGCCGGUUGUCCGCUACGAGCCGCUCGACGUUCGCCCGCACAACGCUCUUGUCCCGCCAGAGCAGCGCUUCGAGCUGCAGCCGAAACCUUACGCUCACAACCGCAACUUCCCCGUCUCGAUGAUCCAGCAGACAACGCUACCUCUCGCCUUCUUCAGUGCCUUCUCCCUCGUUCCCUCGCUCAACCGAUCGUUCCUGGAGACUGCCGCCGCCGUCGACACCGUUCAACGCUUCGAUCUUCCCGCCAAUCCACCGUUAACGCUGGUACAGGCCCUCACGGCGCCCUCGUGCUGCCGAGGAUUCGACUACCAGCUGCUCGAGACGCUGGGCGACUCGGCGCUGAAAGUCGCAACUUCGAUCCACAUCUACCUUGAGUAUCCUCGCGGCGACGAGAACCGACUCACGCGUCUGCGCGAGAACUCGGUCGGCAACCUGUUCCUCCGUCGUCGAGCGAUCGACACCGGCUUCGCGUCCAGCAUCAUCCCCUACACUCUGCGGAGCUCGACCUUUGUACCGGAGACUUCCGACGACGCCGAUGUGUCUGCGGACGGAUUGAGCAUCAAGAAACGCCUCUCGCGUCGCCUGCUCUCAGACGUCGUUGAGGCCAUUCUCGGCGCGGCCGCCCUCGUCUCGUUCGACACCGCCAUGCAAGUCGGUGACCGUCUUGGGCUCUGCUUCGGCGGCAUCACUCCGUGGAGCGACAGACCGUCUGGCAAGUCCGUCCUCGCCAACUUGAGCCAAGCAGCCGGACCUGCCUUCCGCAAGAUCGAGGAGGCUUUCGGAUACCGCUUCGAGCGUGGAGGACAGCUCUUGAAGCAAGCUCUCACGCAUCGCUCCUUCGUCGACCAGUCCGCCAGCUUCUAUGAGCGCGAGGAAUACCUCGGCGACAGCCUGCUCGACUGGUGGACGACGCUCCGACUGUACCAGCUUUUCCCGAACUCGACACCCGGCAAGCUCAGCUACGUCCGCUCGAUGCUGGUCUCGAAUGGCGUGCUCGCCCUUCUCGCCGUCAAGAAGCUCGACCUCCACAAGAUGAUCUUGCACUCGUCUCCGCCGCUCGAGACGGCGCUGCGAGAAGCGGCCGAACAGGGCAAGCGUUUCGAGUACGCAGAUGUGCCGACUGGCGCCUUGACUUGGCUUUGGGAUCCUCCGAAGGUCCUUGGCGACGUCCUCGAAGCCCUUCUCGCUGUGGUCUUCCUUGACUGCGGCAUGCAACUCGAGCCGGUUCUCGAGGUACUCGACCGCCUCUACGCCGACAUCAUGCCGCACAUCAAGGAAUCGGAUGCUCGCGACCCGUACUCGCGGUUCUUGAUCUGGAAGGCCAAGCGAGGCUGCACGCACCUCUCACUGAAGGUCACUUCGCUCACAGACACCGCCCCAACCCUCCCCAAGUCGCCCUACAUGUCCGCGCGCAUCCUCAUCCAACCGACCUAUACCGCUCUCGUCACUUUCCACGGCGAGAUCCGCGCUUCGCAGACCAGCUCAUCGAAAGCGGUCUCGCGGCAACUCGCCGCGAAGGCGGCGCUUGAGGUGCUCGCGGGAGAGGCGGGAGCGAGAUGUGACUGCGUCAAGGAGAAGGCCAAGAAGCCGAUCGAGGAGGAUGAGGGAGCCGAUCAGGACGGGAGCGAUGGUGGCGCCUCCAGCGAGCAGUCUACCAACUCCGCCCUUGUCGUGUUCGACGAGGAGACAAAGGAGGAGGAAGAGCAGACGGAGGCGGCUGAAGCGCAGGAUGAAGCGAUCGACUUGCUCGUGCGCAUCCGCGAGUACUGA